Messenger RNA from Oryzias melastigma (Indian medaka), 841 nucleotides. Its product is annotated as anoctamin-10-like. NCBI's taxonomy places the organism in Eukaryota, Metazoa, Chordata, Actinopteri, Beloniformes, Adrianichthyidae. The record is from RefSeq and is a predicted model, not a curated record. The annotation marks the transcript as partial. The transcript is spliced from 2 exons.
CUGUUUAUCAUCUGUAUCCUCCCUGUUUCCAGGUGCUGCAUUAUUGGCCCAUCCAGGCGAAGACGCACGAGGCAGCAUCAUCGUGGUGUCAGCGCCUCGUUGCACGUUACUGCGAGCCACGGAGGAGUUGGGCCUUUGUAAGGUUUACCACACCGGAGAGAUGGAGGCCUUCUCCUACAACGACAGAGACAACUUCAGAAAUUCAAACGACAUGGAGGCGUUUCUGACUCUGGCAGAGCGGGAGUACAUCGUGAAGUAUGAGCUUGAAGGGCUGCGAGCGCAGAAGGACCUGAGGAUCCCGGGUCUUCCUGAUAAAUACACGCUGCAGAACCGGGACAACAUCUGUGAGUCGCGUCAGAGCUCACAUGCUCCGGAAUCAUUCACUGAUAAAGCUAACAAUCUGCCAGUGUUGGUCAGACACGCCUGACUUCAGCUGCUGAAUGCCACUGAAUGCCAAGUUUUGUUUUAUUGAAAUACCAGUCACUCUAUGGACUAAAUAAACUAAAAAAAAAACAAUAUAUCUCAGUAACUUCUUAGAAUAAACAUUUACUGCUGUGUUGCAGAUUAACUAUCACUCCAAACAUCUAUUUUCCAAGCGUUUCUAGUGAUCUUUUAAUUUAAUUUAUGUUGUUUUUAGCCUGUGUGGUUUUCUAGGACAUAAUUUCUGCAGUUCAUUAAAAAUUCACCUCAGAGUUGUGGGCGGGACUCUUAAUAGGGAGUAAGCCUGCACUGAUAUCCCAUCAACCCUUUGUUUAUACGCUUUCCCACUAGAUUACAGCGACCUACACCUCCAAGCUAACAUUAGAGGGGUACUUACAAUUGUACAUGAAGGCUAGCUUGA